AGAAUAUGGAUGCCAGUUGGUGUGGUGGUAGUUUGCUUCCUGGUGAUAGUUAUCCAUAUUGGUUAGCCUUCAACUCCGAAGGUUCUUCGGUAACUUUUGAAGUACCUCAAGUGAAAGGGCGUACGUUGAAGAAAGUAAUGAUAUGCAUUGUCUAUUCUUCAACCUUGGAUAACAUAACAUCAGAUGGCCUUACAAGCUUGUUGGUGAAAAAUUACACGAAGGCCACCAUUCAACUCUAUAAGAGAGAGGCAGCAGUCUCCUUUGAAGAUGAGGAGGGGGAGAGAGUAGUAUCAAGUAUAGAAGCUGGUAACAAAGUUGAGAUUGUUGUUGUUUUUAAGAACGGUUUCAUUGUGAAGAAGACAGCUGUUUAUCUCAUAUAUGAUGAACCAAUUGGUGAAACUAUGGAGCAAUGUCAUGCACGGACAUAUAAGAAUGUUAAUGUUUGUAGUGGUGAUAAAACUGAAAGCUUUGAAAGAGAGGUCUCUUCUCAUGCAGAAGAAAAGAAUCAACCUAUUGUUAGUAGUGAUGAAGAAAAUGAAGGCUUUGUCAGAAGGGUCUAUCUUGCGCAAGAUAAGAAUGAACCAAUUGUUUGUAGUGCUGAAGAAAAGGAAGGCUUUGUCAGGAAGGUAUCUCCUCAAGUGGCUCCCAUUGAUGAUUUAAAGCAUAACAAAAAGAAGAAAAUUCUCAAGAGGAGAUGGAAGACAGUAAAAGAAUGGUUGGAUAAGUAUUGGUGCUGCUAGUUGUCUUGGACCGAUCAAAUAAAGUUUUGAAGUGUCGAUGACAGGUUUUAUCCUCAGAUUGGUAGCUACUAUUGCUCUGGUUUCUGAAACAUUGGGUUCUGGGGUAAGUGAAGUUGCCAUUUAACUUGAUUCUGAAGCCAUGAUCUUAAUUCUUAAAAGGAAAUGAGUCAUGGUUCUAGAUAAGUCAUUCAA
Medicago truncatula (barrel medic) is the source of this 932-nucleotide messenger RNA. RefSeq lists its product as uncharacterized. The record is from RefSeq and is a predicted model, not a curated record. Lineage: Eukaryota; Viridiplantae; Streptophyta; Magnoliopsida; Fabales; Fabaceae. The transcript has a single exon. Bases 6 to 740 code for a protein of 244 amino acids.